AUGAAAGAAGAUCGAAAAUUAAAUAAAAACAAUCAAGGAUUAUACUAAUGGAUUGUUCUUACAAGUUUUUGCUUGAAUUCGUAUAUAAGAAUAUAUAUUUUAGAAUAUCAAAUAUAUUUAUGUUUACAGGAUUAUCACCAAUUUGGUCUUAAGUGGCCAUUUAUUAUGGUACUACUGACUAUGAUUUAAAUUGGUUUCCAAACAUGUAUUACAUUACAUUAAUGUCAUUUUCUUUCCUUUUCAAUCCUAUAAUAAUUAAAUUUUUUGGAAUCUCAUAAUUAUUAAGUUGUUGCUUAACUUCAUUAGGACUAUGGCUAUUAUUUUAUGUAAAAUAAAAUUUUUAGUUGGGACUUUUAAGUUUUGGAUUAAUAGGUUUAGGAGAAGCCUUCUAUUUUUAAGUUCCAUUACGUAAUUACAAUCAUUUAAUAUAGAUUUAUCAAAGCUUUGGUUCACACAUGAUCAAAGAAUUAUAUCAACUUUUAUUGCAUAAUAUUCAAAUAAUAUAGGAAUGUUAUUAGGAUAUACAAUUUCAUCAUUAUAUUUUAAUGAAAUAGUACUUAUAUUAUAAUAAGAAAAGGUUGAUGAAAAUGAAUUUAACAAGCGAUUUGAAAAUUUGAUAUUUUUUAAUGCAAUAUUAGCAACAAUAGCUUUGGGAUUUAAUUUUACAACAUUAAAAUCUCCUUUAUUGCAAUAUGAUAUUAUGGAAUUUAGAUUAACUAUUUGGGAAUCAUUAUAAAAAAUUGUAAUGGCUGAAGAAGCUAUUUUUGAUUUUUUAUCUAUUUCUUCAUGUAAAUAUGAUAAUAUUUUUAGUUAUAGGAUUAAGUUGGUGUUAUACAAUGUUAUUCGGUACUCAAUAAUAUUAUUUGGGUUAAACUUAUAUUUAAGUGACUUAAACUAAUAUCUACUUCUAAGUUGGUUAAAUUGUGGCUGCUUCUUACUGUACAUGGAAAUUAUAAAAGUAAUCCAAAGCUGGAAUUCAAUAAAAUUAUGAUAACUACAUUAAAACUGUAAUUAGUUUAGGAUUUUGGAUGCUUGUUUUCGAAAUUAUUUUAUUUGAACAUACUCCCUUUAUUAUAUUAGUUUUCAUUAAUUUCUUUAUUGGAGCAGGUUUAGGAGGAUUAUAUUCAGUAUUAUUAGAAUCUUUAAUGGAAAAGCAUUUUCCUGUCUAAGAGUUAGCAAUUGGAUCUAUAUUUGCAGCAGUUGCUUGUGUAAUUAAUAUAAAUUAUAUAGACUGUGUCUAUUACAAUAACAAUGACAUUAGUUAUACCUAAGUUUCUUUAGUAUGGAUUUCAAAUUUCUUGUUAUUUAAUGAUUAUACCAUUUUGUUAUAUAGCUAUCUUCUAUAAAACUCAAUUUAAACGUUUUGAAGCAGAAGCAUGA
This is a messenger RNA of Paramecium pentaurelia, 1380 nucleotides long. The record is from the annotation of a GenBank genome assembly. NCBI's taxonomy places the organism in Eukaryota, Ciliophora, Oligohymenophorea, Peniculida, Parameciidae.